This is a messenger RNA of Rotaria sp. Silwood1, 717 nucleotides long. The record is from the annotation of a GenBank genome assembly. NCBI's taxonomy places the organism in Eukaryota, Metazoa, Rotifera, Eurotatoria, Philodinida, Philodinidae.
AUGAUUUAUUCUAUGAAUCAAUCAUUUAUUUUAUCAUCGAAUUGUAGUUAUAUAUCAAGUCAUCGAUGUUCAGUUAAACUUGUAUUUUGGUAUGAACGUCGAAAUUAUGUUGUUAGAUUUCCAGGUGAUUUAUUAAAUGAUGACAAUAUCGAUGAUAAUAGACAUUUUAUGAUGAUUGAAGUAGCUAUGAAUACAUUUUUUUCUUAUGAUAUUAAUCAUGUAUGUAAAGAUAAAGAUGAUUGUGCUCGAUAUUAUGCUGAAAAAAAGAUCAAUGAAAUGACACAACGAUCAUUUAAUAUUUCAAAUAUUUAUAAUGAUCUUGAACGAAUUUUAUAUAGAAACAAAAGUUUCAAUGAUCAUGAUUUACUUUGUUUUGAUUCAAAUGAAGAUAUACGUCAAUGUACUAUUGCUAGAAUGAUUGGUUCAUGUCAAAUUAUUGAUGAUCUAAUUAAAUAUAAAACUCAUCGACGUAUAUGUCAACGUCAUUCUCAAGAAUCUGCUAGUGUUAAUAUCUAUGAUUCUAAUAGUUUUGCACUGAUGACUAUAAAAUGUAAUCGAAUGUUAUGUAAUGGACCAUUAACAAUACAAGCUGUAAAAAAUGUCUUAAACCAUCAUCAUAUUACGAAUAUUCAUGGUCGACUAUCAGCAAAUAGUUCACGAAUAUCAAUAAAAUAUUAUUUAUUUAUAUUCCUAUUUUUUGUAAUUUUUUCGAAUUAA